CUGCUUUCAAAAUGAACUGGUCCGAUCUGACUUUCCGUUCAAAACUCAAAGAACCAUUCCAACUGUUCACACAAAUUUCUCUCGAAAUGCUUCUCCCUUGAUCGACAUCAACUCCACUUCAAAUCAUAUUGGUGUUAAUAAUCUCUCUAAAAACUGUCUCGAUGUAAAUCUCCCUGAAAGUCCUCCCGAUUCAGGCUCUGAACCUCCGCCUUCACCUCUGCAUGCAGAUAACUCUUUGAAUGGAAAAGAAGACAUUUCACCCACAAUGAUGCAAACAACAGGUGAUCUGAAACAGUACAUGGGGUACAACAGCAACAGUACUCUAAAGCACCUCUCGGAAACCUCUCUCACGCUCACACCUACAAUGCAAAUACCUAAUCAGCAACAGGGUGUACAGGCUUCUCUACCUCCUCAUUCCACUGUAUCUCAAACACUGUCCGCAGUACCCAGCCAAAGUGCUUCCGUGGGAUCCAUGCUCAGUCACCUACAGCAUCCCAUCACGACCGGACUGGCCUUGCAACAACAGACGCUGGGUCCCACAACCCCUCAUUUGGCUUCUCUCUAUGAUGGGUAAAAAUUCAUUCUGUCUAACAGUUUUCAAUUUGACAUAAUAUUUGAUGAAAGAGUCUGAAGAAU
Parasteatoda tepidariorum (common house spider) is the source of this 636-nucleotide messenger RNA. RefSeq lists its product as uncharacterized. Gene Ontology annotation, molecular function: sequence-specific DNA binding; DNA-binding transcription factor activity. Gene Ontology annotation, biological process: positive regulation of DNA-templated transcription; protein autoprocessing. Gene Ontology annotation, cellular component: endoplasmic reticulum membrane; nucleus. NCBI's taxonomy places the organism in Eukaryota, Metazoa, Arthropoda, Arachnida, Araneae, Theridiidae. The record is from RefSeq and is a predicted model, not a curated record.